Molecule: messenger RNA, 1566 nt
Organism: Prosopis cineraria
Lineage: Eukaryota; Viridiplantae; Streptophyta; Magnoliopsida; Fabales; Fabaceae
Exons: 2
Coding region: 1-1566 (521 amino acids)
Source: RefSeq, a predicted model, not a curated record
AUGAAUUCAGUCACUAAUGGUGGGAUUACAAAGCAACUGGUGAACUAUGUUUGGAGCUGUUUAGAUGAUCUUGCUGUUGAUUACAUUCAGAACAACAAUGAGAGAAGACCUGGGAGACCACUAGAAAGAGUUACUGAUGACUCUUCAUCUUCACAAGUAAUAGCUAUGCUUCAGACUCUGAGUAAAAGAUUUGAUCGUCUAGAAGCACAUGUUGAUCGAAACAAUAGUAGGCCAAUGGGAGCUCAUGCCAUAUAUGCUCAGUGUGAUUAUUGUGGAGAGGCACAUGCGACUGACCAGUGCCAUCUAUCUCAACAAAUUGAGACAGUUAAUUAUGCUAGGAAUUAUCGUGCUUCAUCUUUUAGUGCAAAGCCAAUCAUUCCUCCAAGUUUUCCUCAAGUUAAAAAGUGGUAUAUUCCUAUUCAAGAGCUAAAAGUUGACUUAGAAGAUAUGAUGGCUAAGUUGAUGAGUUCUCAGAUUAAGAGCAAUCAAGAACAAGCAGCUAUUAAUACAAGAGUUGAUUCAUCCCUUAAGAAUCUUGAGGUUCAAAUGGGGCAAAUUGCAACUGCUGUGACUGCACUUCAUAAAGGAGGAUUACCAAGCAAUACAGAGACUAAUCCUCAUAGAAAAGGAAAUGAGGAGUGUAAGGCAAUUACCUUAAGGAGUGGAAAGCAAUUAUCUGAAAUUUCCUCUCCUACACCUAAGUCUACACCUAAGCCAAAAGUUGAUCAAACUAAGCAAGAGGUAUCUUCUAUGCCUCCUAAAGAUAAAAUUGUGAUUGUUGAAGAUGACAUUAAGAAGGAUUCUUCAAAAGUGGUAGUGAAAACAUCUAAGAAAGAGGAAUUGACUAGUGAUCAUCUUACUUGGGUACCACCCUUACCAUUCCCUCAAAGAUUUCAAAGGAAGGCAUUAGAGGAGCAAUACAGGAAAUUCUUGGGAAUUUUCAAGUUGCACAUCAACAUUCCUCUCAUUAAAGCUUUAGAACAAAUGCCUCAAUAUGCUAAAUUCUUAAAAGAGAUGUUGAGUAAGAAGCGAAGAUUGGGUGAGUGUGAAAUGGUUGCGCUUACUGAAGAGUGUAGUGCUAUUCUCUUGAACAAGCUACCUCCUAAAUUCCAUGAUCAAGGUAGCUUCUCAAUUCCUUGUGUGAUUGGAGACAAAUUUCAAGGUGGGGCAUUAUGUGAUUUAGGCUCAAGUAUCAAUUUGAUGCCACUUUUUAUGUUUAGAAAAUUACAACUUGGUGAAGCUAGUCCCACUUUAGUGACUCUUCAAUUAGCCGAUAGAAGUUUGGCUUUUCCUAAAGGUAAAAUAGAGGAUGUUUUGGUUAAGGUUGAUAAAUUUAUUUUCCCUAUUGAUUUCAUUGUCUUAGAUUGUGAUGAAGAUAGAGAUCUCCUACUUAUUGUGGGUAGACCAUUUUUAGCUACAGCACGAUCUCUCAUUGAUGUUGGGAGAGGAGAGAUCAAACUUAGAGUGAAUGAUGAAGAAGUUAGCUUUAACAUGCACAAAGCAAUAAAGUAUCCAAGGGAAUAUGAAAUUUGUUCUAGAGUGGAUAUUCUAGACGAGGUAGUUUGA